AACAGAUGACAAAGAAGGCCGAAGCAAUGGAAAUAUCGUGUGAUCCGGGUCAAGUCGACGUCUGGACGGGAUAGUUGAAGUCCGAAACAAAGCAAAAAACCCGUUAUCUUCUCUGGAACCACACGUUCGUUUCAUUCCAUUUCUCUGUCCAAACAGAAGAAUUAUAAGUUCCUCCCUGUAGCUUAGCUUGAAGCUCUGUAAGACCCGCCCGCAUACGAGAAAAGAAAAUGCCAACCUUGAACUUGUUCACCAAUGUUCCAGUGGACGCAGUCGUCGCCUCCGACAUUCUCAGGGACGCAACCAAAGCGAUCGCCAAGAUCAUCGGCAAGCCCGAGUCUUACGUGAUGAUAUUACUCAAUGGGUCGGUGCCCAUUGCAUUUGCCGGAACUGAAGCACCUGCUGCUUACGGUGAGCUGAUAUCGAUUGGGGGACUUGGACAGAGUGUUAAUGGCAAGUUGAGUUCAACUGUUGCAGAAAUUCUCCAAACCAAGCUCUCCAUUGAUGGCUCUCGAUUCUAUAUCAAGUUCUAUGAUGUCGAGAGAUCAUUCUUUGGAUUCAACGGUUCAACAUUUUGAUGGGCAUCGCAAGAAGAAGCUUUUGCAGGACGAGAUGAAAACCACAUUCAUGAACUUGCAGCUUCAUCAAUCUUUGCCUUCAUUGUAGAACAAAAUAAAUAAAACCCCUUUGUAUAAUCCGGUUGUAUCUCGGGCCGUAGUAGUUAAAUAUAACAUCUGUAACAGUUUCAGAAACAUACUAGCUUGUAGUCCCUAUAGAUUAACAUCCAAAGAAUCCUUCCUUUGUUGGAUCUA
This is a messenger RNA of Punica granatum (pomegranate), 809 nucleotides long. NCBI's taxonomy places the organism in Eukaryota, Viridiplantae, Streptophyta, Magnoliopsida, Myrtales, Lythraceae. The record is from RefSeq and is a predicted model, not a curated record.